Messenger RNA from Somion occarium, 2201 nucleotides. The record is from the annotation of a GenBank genome assembly. Lineage: Eukaryota; Fungi; Basidiomycota; Agaricomycetes; Polyporales; Cerrenaceae.
GCCCAACCACUUUCCGAAGAAUGGGAGAAGGACGAUGGAAACCAACUGCUGGAGUUGCUCCAAACUCUCUUCCCAUUCCUGCUGCGCUAGACGGUAUUCCUCCUCAUCAUAAGAGUCAUCUGAUGCAGUAGAGUCUAGUGAUGCCACAGAGCUUGGCAUGAUAGUGGUCGAUGUCCACGAUAUGUAGAACGGCACAGUUUGCAGAUGCGUCAUGGAAACAUCAAUAGCUGGUCGCAGCUCACGCAAGAGACUAGUGGGCCAGCCGCUGCUCUAUGCCAUUUCUGUGUUUGCUAGUUUGGGUGUAUUUCUUUUCGGAUAUGAUCAAGGCGUUAUGUCUGGGAUUAUCACUGGCCCUCAUUUUCUCAAGUUCUUCAAUGAGCCAAAGGCAUUUGAGGUCGGCACCAUGGUCGCUGUCUUGGAGAUCGGCGCGUUCAUUACAUCUAUUGCGGCGGGGCGCGUCGGAGAUAUAAUAGGCAGACGAGGGACCCUUUUUAUUGGUGCUUGUGUCUUCGCACUUGGCGGUGCCGUUCAAACGUUCACGCCGGGGUUCUGGAUAAUGGUCAUUGGUCGUGUCAUCGCUGGUUUUGGUGUCGGCCUACUUUCGACGAUUGUUCCUAUAUACCAAAGUGAAAUCUCACCACCGGAUCAUAGAGGUGCUCUAGCGUGUAUGGAGUUUACAGGAAACGUUUUCGGCUAUGCCUGCUCUGUGUGGCUAGAUUAUUUCUGCUCCUUUAUUGACUCUGACAUGUCAUGGCGAAUCCCGCUGUUCGUGCAAUGCCUUAUUGGUGCCUUGCUUGCGGCUGGAUCGCUUGUCAUGCCUGAGAGUCCAAGGUGGCUCAUAGAUACAGAUCAUGACGAAGAGGGUAUGCGAGUUCUCGUCGAUCUUCAUGGAGGUGACCCAGAAGACGUUCUUGCCAAGGCCGAGUUCCAAGAAAUCAAAGAGAGGGUUAUUUUUGACCGUGAGAGUGGCGAAGGACGUACAUACGCUGUUAUGUGGAAACGUUACAAGCGCCGUGUGCUGCUAGCAAUGUCAUCGCAGGCCUUUGCUCAACUUAAUGGAAUUAACGUCAUAUCUUACUAUGCACCUAGAGUAUUUGAGGAGGCUGGAUGGGUUGGCCGGGAUGCCAUCCUUAUGACAGGUAUCAAUGCUAUCAUUUACGUCCUAAGUACUCUGCCACCGUGGUAUCUUGUUGAUAGAUGGGGCCGUCGAUUGAUUCUCUUAACUGGUGCGGUCGUGAUGGGUAUUGCCCUGGGCUUUACGGGUUGGUGGAUGUAUAUUGACGUCCCAGAGACACCUAAAGCGGUUGUCACCUGCGUCAUUAUUUACAAUGCGGCCUUUGGAUAUAGUUGGGGCCCUUUGCCUUGGCUAUAUCCUCCUGAGAUUAUGCCUUUGGCUGUGCGCGCAAAAGGUGUAUCUUUAUCCACCGCCACCAACUGGGCAUUUAAUUUCCUCGUCGGGGAAAUGACACCAGUCCUACAAGAAGUCAUUGAAUGGCGAUUAUACCCCAUGCACGGAUUCUUCUGCGCUUGCAGUUUCGUUGUCGUGUACUUCUUGUAUCCCGAGACAAAAGGUGUUCCUUUGGAGGAAAUGGAUGCCGUUUUCGGUGAAGAAGAACUAGAGGAACGUCUUGAGGAUGAGGAGUCCGAACGGGCUUCCCUCGUCUCGCGGCGAUCCCGCCAAUCUCGACUUUCACGAAGUUCCUCUAACAAACUGCCCUCUCUUCCCGGGCGUGGCUUGCUAAGUCGUUUGCUUAAUCGGUCGGAGCACGCUGCUUCCUACGAACCGAUACGUGACGGUGAUGAAUAGGAAUUGUCGAGGAUGAACAAUGGAGACGAAGGGGGACGCCAUCGGGUUGCUUCUGAUCCGGAAGGCGUAAACGGGAACAUCUCUGCAUGAUGGUGCACAUCAUGUGUUGCCAUUGGUAGUGCAUAACCCUCUCCUUCACAUUGCUCAUCCUCACAAAGUUUACACUAUCAUUUGGCUCGACCACUUGCGAGACCAUCCUACAAAUUCUCCCAUACCAGCUCACACGUCUCGGAUAGUUAGCCUACAGUUCAUAUUUCCCAUAUACAUGACUUAGCUUUUUUUGUCUGCUUUCCUUGUCACUUUGCAAAUUUUCGUGCAUCCUCUGUACUACAAUCAAAUUUCCUUUAUCUCGAUACCGAGUCGCCCGUUAUAAAUAAGACGAAGAUGAAAAUGG